AUGUGGAAGCAGGUGAAACCAGAGCUCGUCAACGUGUCCUUUCAGUCCAUUACGCGGAUGGGUGGUACACCGCACAGAAUGAUGGGUGGACCGAGUACACGACAGCUGCAGCACAUACAUAAGAGGGUUAAAGCAACAAUUGAAUUGGGUCGACGGACACCCGCCCGGAAGGAUGGUCCAGGCCAGGACCGUACCAAGCCCCAGCAGGCGCGAGCGGAGGCAGCGCCCCCCUGCCAGCCCAGGCUGCCGCGGUUCCAGUGCCCCCCGGAUUUCUCCCCGAGCCCCUUCAGACCCGGGACGCCCUUCUCCCCCGAGGAGCUGCGGGGCAAGGAGCUGUGGCUGAUCCGAGCGCCCGCUGACUUCAGCCCGGACAGCCUGAAUGGCUGCGCUGUGCCCCUGGUCGGGUUCCAGACAUUGAAGACAAAGUUUGAUGGGACGCAACAGGUCUUUGACAUCCACAGCGCCCUGGAGGAGUCGGGCAGCCCCUACCUGCUAGUGUCCUCGACCCACUCUGACCAGCUCUCCUGCGCAGCCUCCUUCCACGGCUGCAUGCGCAUCUGCGAGAGAUUUGGGGACCCCAGCAGCAGGAGCCCUGGCCAGGCUGUCAGAGCCAGGCCUGCCCCCCAGGUCCCAGAGGGCCUCCGGCAGCGUUUCCUGCCCUUUGGGAGCAGCCCAAAGCAACAGUGCCCAGAGGCAGCCACGUCCACGCCAGUGACAGAUGUGCUGGGGUCUGCCAGGAAGAAGAAGAAGAAGAAGAGAGUGAAAGAGGAGCCCAUGGAGCUGCUGGUGUCGAUCAAGCAGGAGCCUCCCGAGGAGCCCUGGGGCUGGGGGAGUGGUGAUCCUGGCCCUGAACCCCCCAGAGCGGAGGAUGAUGGCUUGAGGGGGGCAGAGGAGCCCACUCUGGGGCACCUGAGCCCCAAGCACAAGAAGAAGAAGAAAAAGAAAAAGAAACACAAGUACGAGGCUUUGGAGGGGGCAGUCUGGCCAUGCAAGGUCGAACUGCUGGACCCCAGCUCCAUAAAGCAGGAGUGAAUGUGGCUAAAGCCUGAGGGCAGGGGUUUGGUUGAAGAUGCGUGGUGGGGACGUCCCAUCACUGCUCUGAACCCUGUGGUGUCCGCCUGCUGCAGAGAUGGGAAUGGCAGCUUCCCAUGGGGUGCCCCCAGGACUACCUGUCUAAAGUGCCAGUGUUCCUCUGUGGGCAUUAGGUGCAUCAGGCCCCAUGCUCCUGCAGGGCCACCCAGCGGUGCCAGUGCAGUGCCUGCUGCCAUAGGAAUAAGCAGGAGGCCUUGGUGAGUCCAGGCAGAGGGGACAGGUUCUGGGCCCCAGCUGGCGACUGUGUGGCCAGGCUGCUCUGGGUGCGCUUGGUGUUAGUGGGGGGUAGUGGGUGAACCCUGCUGGCUGCGGGAUCCUGCCCGAGGCUGGGAGGGGCCGCAGGGAGUUAUGGUGUGUCUCUGCCUUCAAUUAUAAAUGCAAGUACCCGCGGGGAUAUGUUCUGUCUCCUUUAAUUGCCAUGGCUGUAGGGUGUUCCCCACCACCAGUGAUUGUUCCCUGUGGGGGAGGGUAGCUAGCUCCACCUAAGACCAGGCACCCCACCCCCCACCCCGGGAGGAAAGUUUGAGUCUGGUGCCUUGCACUGGUUUCCCCAGGGUUCCUGCUGGGGGAGCUGGGAGGUUCCCAGCAGCCCUGGGGCUAAAGGACAUGCUGCCCCAGGGGGAAGCCUUAGCUCGGGGGCAUCACCCAGCUCAUGUCCCCAUUUAUCCAGCUGUCGGGGGCAGUGCUGUACAGUGCUCCCAGACAGCAUGGCACAGCUGGGCAGGGGCCUCCCUCAGUGCCUCCUGCCUGCGUGUCAUGGAAGGUUUAGGGGACCAGGUGGGAGAUGGAGGCUGAAGCCUGUUUGUUAAGGGAGGGGUUUUCUGCAGUGGGCCAGUGCCUGGUGCAUUCCUGGCUGGGGCUGGGGGGCAGGGGCCUGGCUCAGUGAGCCCCCCACUGCCCCAGGGGGAGCAGCAAUGCCCUGUGUGCCGAGGAGCUUCCCCAUCCCCUGCUAGGCCUCCCACUUAGUGCCUAGCUCAAGAAGAAGGGUGUCAGUAGGGGAGCUGGAUGCCAGUGGGGCUCUGCCUUGUAGAUCCUGCCCCAGUGUGGCUCCCGGAGGGAGUGUGUGUCAACUCAGGGCUCAUGUGCCUGCUGGGAAACUAGGCCGGGGUGCUGGGGGUGAGUGUGACCAGUCCAGUCACCCCAGCUGGGUGGGGGAUAUCAGGCCAGGCAGCAGGGCAGGUUCUGGGCACUGCGGUAUGUGUCCACUAAGUCAUUGCACCCCUAAACCUCAGACCCCCAAGCUCCACGGAGUCACUGCACCCCAAACCUGAGAUGCUGCCCCCAGUGGAUCAAUGCGCCCCCCAAACCACAGCCACCAUUGAAUCACUGCACUCCCAGAUGCCACUCUCCCAAGCUCACGGGAGGUAUUUUAUUUAACUUGCCUCGUUUAAACCCCCAACACUCCAUCAGUCUAGCUUGGUGAGCUAAACCUGGGAUGCUGUUAUGAUGUACCGUGUGCUGGACGUGAGAGAGACUCUCCCACAACCAUCCACUUGAUUCAGCUCCAGUUCUGGGGCUGGCCCUGGAGCCUUACCCUGCUCCCAUGGGGCCUGUAACUUGCCCCAGCUGCUCCCAUUCUCUCAGCUCUGGCAGCUUGAGCAGCUCCCCUGUGUGUGGGGGACGGUGGUGUCUGGCAGUGGCCGUGGUUGGAGUUAGUAACUCCUG
Molecule: messenger RNA, 2757 nt
Organism: Chelonoidis abingdonii (Abingdon island giant tortoise)
Lineage: Eukaryota; Metazoa; Chordata; Testudines; Testudinidae
Gene: POLR1G
Product: RNA polymerase I subunit G
Source: RefSeq, a predicted model, not a curated record